Messenger RNA from Suillus subalutaceus, 2336 nucleotides. RefSeq lists its product as uncharacterized. NCBI's taxonomy places the organism in Eukaryota, Fungi, Basidiomycota, Agaricomycetes, Boletales, Suillaceae. The record is from RefSeq and is a predicted model, not a curated record. The transcript has 9 exons. Bases 203 to 2311 code for a protein of 702 amino acids.
GCAAGCUGGGCAGUCUCCAGUCCUUCACGCAAGCACAAACAUGCGUAAGAUGUAUGGUCCCUUUGUGCUUCUUUCCUGACUGCAAGUACACUCAUAACUACCCUGGACCUGCGCUUUAGCCAUUCAUUCACUUCUCUAAUCACACCAACUAUUGCUACUUCUCUUCCUUAUAAGGCCGGCGUGCCCACACCCCUCGACUGCUAUGCGCACCAGAACCAAGGGCAACCCUGCUUCUCCUGUUCCUCGCCCACGCUCCCAAUAUUCCUCCAACGCCAUGCACUGGCUCUUCCGCUCAAACUUACCCCAUCGCAGAAGCUCUGCUGCAUACAGUGCUGACCUUGGUAGGAGGAAUUUGUUUGGUAUGAGCGAAGUAUUUGGUGUUCUUCUGAAUCCUUCCGAGACGCUUCGCUCCCUGAGCGAGUCAAAGCGUCUCCUGGAGGAAGCCCGCAACGAAAUCAACGAGACACGCGAUUCGCACGAGCGCUCUCCGUUGCGUACAAAACACGCGUUCACCCGCCUUCCGUGCUUUCUUCCGCGGGAAACCGAGAUCCGUGUGAUUGAACGUAUCCUGGAGGGUGAGCCUUCGUUUACCGUCUUGUUCGGUGCAAGUUCGGUUGGGAAGACUGUGCUCCUGCGAGAAAUUCUCUCGCGGAAUAUCUAUCAUGUUCUUCACUUCGAUUUACGUAUACCCGGCUUUGCGGAUAUGACGAGUCUUUACAUGACUAUGUCGCGGCAAAUGGAGCGGUACUUUGACGAAAUAUCGAAGGCGACGCCUGGAUAUGAGGAAUUCCGGAAGGAGAGCCUGGAAUUCAAGCACGACAGGUUGAACGUCGAACGAAGGCUUAACGAUUCUCCUGUUGGAAGCUCUGGUUCGCAAGUCAGGACGAGCGAUAUUGCAAGACUCAUGGAGCUCUUCCAGAGUUCGCUUCUCAAGUACAGCGAGUUUGAGCCGUCAGAACAGCCACCAGAAAAUGGAAAGCGUAAGAAGGACUCCGAUGUGUCCUCAGACAGGACAAAACUCAACAGUUCAUCACCUUUAAGUACGCCUUCGCAUAAAUCCCGGUGGUUAUUCAAACGCAAAGGCAAGAAGCCAAGCGAUGGACAGCAGAACCACGAACUGUCCUCGUUGGUGACCAACUCCAACGCUCGCGAAAAAGAGCAUGGGAAGGCCACCAAGAGGAUCCCAAUAGUGUUCUUCGACGAAGCACAUAAACUCCCGGCGCUGAUUCAGUCAUCUGACGCGAUGAAAUGCAUCCUAGAUUCAAUGCUGGUGCUCACGAAGCAAGACAGGUUAUGUCAUGUAAUUCACGCCACCAGCGAUCCUUUCUAUCAAGCAUGGCUGCGGCAGUUGAACGUAAUGCAACACUGUAAAAUCAUCACCAUCGGAGAUUGCACGAAGGCAGAGACGCGUGCCUUCUUUGUUGAGAAGAUGCUGCCUCGCGUUCCAGAAAACCUACGCGCAAGCUUGUCGUUCGACUCAUUAUAUGAUGCAUUUGGUGGCAAGUUAGCGCACUGGCAUGAUUAUGUCAAUGAUUAUGUCAAUGCAGGUGGAAACUUUGAAAUCAAACAAAGCUCCCACUUCCUUCAGGCACAUGCGGUCCUCAACCUUCACAUCAUCCACUCUUCACAAGCCACUACAGUGACCUGGCAGCGGCCAAGACCCCACAACGCCCAGCACACCUGCCGCCCGUCCCACGCUCCUCAGGGCCUGACGCCCUGCAUGCCAACCUCGGACCCUGCUGGUUUCAAGACAUACCCUCCUGUUCGAAACUCUUUCCGCGACCCCGGCAGCGUUAGCGAUGAAUAUUCUGCCGAUUUCAGCGCAAUGCAACUGCUCAAGGUGAUGAGCAAACUGAGUCAGGUGGGGACGAACCACCUGCCAUAUUUUUUGCUUUGUCGGGAGCUUGGUGUGCGGGCGGUGGAUGGGAUGGUUAGGGGGCGGGUGCUGAAUCUACAAUGGACAGACCCAGUGACGCACGAGGGAGAACCGCUAGCCCGCGUGGAACCAUUAACGUCCAUCAUUAUUAGUCCACCAGUUGGUAUUAUUCCCAGCCCUAUCAAUGUCGGGAGCGGCAGCACACUUGGUGCGUCCUCAGAAGACGGCGAUAUGAUGGCGAUGAAUCCAGUCAAUAUAUCCACGCGGGAGCUCGGGCAGAUUGAGGAGGAAAACGAGGAGGAAGAAGUGAUUGGCCCCAAACUUGUGCCUCUGACGCCGAUCAUGCGCUAUGCGAUGCGGGAAGUUGUGCUGGAAUAUGAAGAUGUGCGGACAUUAUCUGAUUACGCCUCUUUUACCGAUGUCGAGGAGUACUGAGUGGCUGGCUGGCCUUUGCCUGGCG